CUUGAUUACCCUCCAAAUAUUUAUUUGUGUUGUAAACUACUUGCUUGUAAGUAAUGAAUGAUACGAUGGUCUAUUUGCGUUAGUUCCCCGACACCUUCCUUCCUUCGUUCCUUCCCUGUAUGUAUGUCAAACUCUGCCUAAAAUGAGGACAAAUCACUUUCUGCUGCUGCUGGUGAUCUUCCUUUCAUUGACUUGUGUUCACGGAAAUACUGAUCCAUCCGACGUUCAAGCGCUACAGGUUCUCUACACUUCUUUGAACAGUGAUGCACGACUAACAAAUUGGAAAGCUAAUAAUGGCGACCCAUGCACCGAGUCAUGGAGAGGGAUUACAUGUGAUGCCACUUCUGUUGUUUCUAUUCAACUUCCUGAUUUAGGAAUUGAUGGGACAUUGGGAUACUCCUUAUCAAGCCUCACCUCACUCAAAACAUUGGAUUUAAGUGGAAACAACAUUCAUGACGCACUCCCCUAUCAGCUACCGCCAAAUCUUACUACCCUAAAUCUUGCAAACAACAAUUUAAGUGGGAAUAUUCCAUAUUCCAUCUCGCUGAUGUAUAAUCUGAAUUACAUGAACCUUAGUCGCAAUUUGCUUGCUCAGAAUAUGGGAGAUAUAUUUAAUAAUCUAACUAGUCUCACUACCUUGGAUCUCUCAUAUAACAACCUCACAGGGGAUCUUCCGAAUUCUCUGAGUUCGUUGUCAAGCAUUUCAACAUUUCAUGUACAGAACAAUCAAUUAACAGGUUCUUUAAAUUCCCUAGCUGCUCUUCCUUUGACUGAUGUAAAUAUUGCAAACAACCGUUUCACUGGAUGGAUACCAAAGGAGCUUCUUUCGGUGCCUGCUUUCAUAUAUGAUGGAAAUUCGUUUGAUAAUGGCCCUGCACCACCUCCACCACCAUACACCUCCCCUCCUCCUGGAAAAGCUCGUAAUAACCGGAGCCAUUCUCCUCCGUCACGUACACAUUCAGGCCCUGAUGAGCCAUCGUCAAAUACAAGCAGUGGAAAGAAGCUGAGCACUGGAGCUAUUUUAGGCAUAAGUUUGGGUUCGGGAUUUGUGAUACUUUUUACGGUUCUUGUUCUUAUUUUCUGCCUUCAAAAAGGGAAAAGGAUGGAAAAUGUCAGAAGAACUUCCACCGUAAAUCCUCCUAUUAUUGACGAGAAAGUUAAUGCAGAAAUGCAAGAGCAGAGGGCGACACCCGCAGCCAGCGUAAUUGAUUUGAAGCCCCCACCCCCACCAACAGAAAACUCCACAUUUGAAAAAGGGAAAAGUGGAUCCACUAAGAGAGUGAAAUCCACUAUAACUACUAGUUCCUACACCGUUGCAACUCUUCAAACGGCAACUAACAGCUUCUCUCAAGACAAUAUAAUCGGUGAAGGUUCUUUAGGUCGUGUUUAUAAAGCAGAUUUCUCCAAUGGAAAGAUGAUGGCUGUUAAGAAGAUAGAUAAUGCAGCAUUAUCACUUCAAGAAGAAGAUAAUUUUGUUGAAGUUGUAUCUAACAUGUCACGCUUAAGGCACCCAAACAUAGUUCCGUUGGCUGGAUAUUGUGUAGAGCACGGGCAGCGUCUUUUGGUUUAUGAUUACAUUGCAAAUGGCAGCUUGCAAGAUUUGCUGCAUUUUGCUGAUGAUACGAGCAAAACCUUAACAUGGAAUGCACGUGUUAAGGUAGCACUUGGCACUGCUCGAGCUCUAGAGUAUUUGCAUGAAGUUUGCCUACCGUCUGUUGUACAUAGAAACUUAAAGUCAGCAAAUAUAUUACUUGAUGAAGAACUCAAUCCUCAUUUAUCAGACUGUGGUUUAGCUGCCCUCACUCCAAACACAGAGCGAGAGGUGGCGACACAGUUGGUUGGCUCAUUUGGUUAUAGUGCUCCUGAGUUCGCAUUGUCUGGCAUAUACACUGUAAAAAGUGAUGUUUAUAGCUUUGGAGUGGUGAUGUUGGAGCUGUUGACUGGUCGGAAGCCACUAGAUAGUUCAAGAGUGAGAUCUGAACAAUCACUUGUAAGAUGGGCCACCCCUCAACUCCAUGAUAUUGAUUCAUUGGCCAAAAUGGUUGAUCCUACAUUGAAUGGCAUGUAUCCUGCCAAGUCUUUAUCUCGCUUUGCUGACAUCAUCGCCCUUUGUGUUCAGCCUGAACCAGAGUUCCGGCCUCCCAUGUCUGAAGUUGUGCAAGCGUUGGUUCGGCUAAUGCAAAGGGCAAGUGUGGUGAAGAGGCGAUCCAGUGACGACUCAGGAUUUAUGUACAAAACCCCAGAUCACGAGGCGUACGAGAUGUCAUAUUAAUAUAUCCAACUCUAAAGUAUUAUCCGGCAACGAAAACCUUGCAAUUUUCACAUACAAGGUCAAGACUCCACAUUGAUGAUGAUGAUGAUGAUGAGAUCUGAAAAAUAAUAAGAUCUGGAGUGUAUGCUUUUGUAUAUCUAAUUCAUUUUCCAUGGUCGCUUGAUGUUCAAAUUUUAAGGUAAAUAUAUAUAUACUGGUGAUUCGAUAUAUCUUUAUAUGAUUUUUUUUUUUUAAUUCUACUUUAUGUUAA
Helianthus annuus (common sunflower) is the source of this 2522-nucleotide messenger RNA. Its product is annotated as protein STRUBBELIG-RECEPTOR FAMILY 8. The transcript has 17 exons. Gene Ontology annotation, molecular function: protein kinase activity; protein binding; ATP binding. Bases 143 to 2272 code for a protein of 709 amino acids. The record is from RefSeq and is a predicted model, not a curated record. NCBI's taxonomy places the organism in Eukaryota, Viridiplantae, Streptophyta, Magnoliopsida, Asterales, Asteraceae. Gene Ontology annotation, biological process: protein phosphorylation.